AUGGCUGUUAGCCAGUCAGAUAUCGGUGUACAAGAAGAUGAAACGUUUUCCUGCCUUAUGUCGACUAGUAUGCCAGGUGUGCUCGAUUGCCCUCUCGAGACACAGAACAUUGGUGCUGGUUCUCUCGGUUACCCUUGUACAGCGCACUCGACCUCUAUCAAUCCAGGUUUCCCUUUGUCUCCUAUGUCUUCUUGCCAGCAUAAUCAAAUUCAAUCCAACAGUGAAUUAUCACAACAGGAGCAUCUCCAACAUCCUCAGCACGACCUUUCUCCGAUUCAAGAUCAGCAACAACUGCAUCCAUCUGUGUUCUCAACUAUUACUCGGCCUGAUUCAUCCCAUAAUUUUCCGGAUAGUCAACUGAACUGCCAGCAUCACCAAAAUCAUCAAUUCUCACAGCAUCCUCUUCCUCUUUCCUGUCUGGCUGACAACUCAAUACAGACAGAACCGCAUAUUUUAUCUGCGCCCUCGGCGGUGACGGCAGCUCGAUGUGGCCUGAAGGCUGCUCAGCAGUCGGUUGGCGUUGCUACAACCAACUUUGUUCAAGAUGUGGAGACAAGUACUUCAUUACCUCUUGGUCUUCCUCCUUUAUGGGGGCCUUUAAGGUCAGGUCCUCUAGAGGCUCCAUCUCUUUUGAAUGUUACUGAAGGCACUCGCGUUUUAUUCACUCAAAAGUCGAUAGAAUGUGCUCACUUACAGUCACGGCAUUCUGAAGACUCUCUAGCAGGACUGGUAUGUUAA
Messenger RNA from Protopolystoma xenopodis, 738 nucleotides. NCBI's taxonomy places the organism in Eukaryota, Metazoa, Platyhelminthes, Monogenea, Polystomatidea, Polystomatidae. The record is from the annotation of a GenBank genome assembly.